CUUCGGCAGGUGCCGGACUGCGGUGUGCAACAAACUAUCUUUAGAACAUCUUUGCAAUCAAAACAUUUACACGCAAAAACGACUUGCGUUUGUAUAUGAACAUUUAACAACAUGGCCUGACGAUGUGUGUGAUAAUUGUAAGAACAUCGGAAUGAGUGGAGCGACAUCUUCGGCCGCUAAGAGCAGGACAAAAUACAAGCUGGUGAUUCUCGGUGACGGAGGGGUUGGGAAGAGUGCUCUGGUGAUACAGUUUGCCUACCACCGAUUCCAGGAGUAUCAUGACCCUACUAUCGAGGAUGCGUAUGAACACCAGUGCCGUAUUGAUGGCGAAGCUGCCCACCUGGAUAUCCUUGACACGGCUGGUCAGCCCGAGUUCACCGCAAUGCGGGAACAGUACAUGAGAAAGGGAGAGGGCUUCGUCAUCUGCUACUCCAUCACUGACCACCGCAGCUUCGAUGAAGUUCUAGCGUACAAGAAGUUGAUUGACCGAGUCCGAUGUGACCAGGAUAUUCCCAUUGUGCUUGUUGGUAACAAGUGUGACCUUGAAGAGCGUCGCAAGGUUUCAACAGACGAUGGUGCUGCCCUCGCCCGUCAACUAAGGUGUCCAUUCUACGAAACCUCUGCCGUUCUGCGCCAGUGUGUAGACGAUGUUUUUCAUGGACUUGUUCGAGAGAUUCGCAGGAAAGAGAGGGAGGCUACCGAAGCACAGGCUAAAGUCGAUCGCAAGAAAAACAGAAUGCGAAGAAUGCGUUCAUUUUUUCAUAGCUUGAACUUCUUUAAGAAACGGAGGGCACAUCAGUCAUGAAGAAUCUUUGUCAAGAGGACUACAUACUCAAACAUAUGGAUUUGAAUUAUUUUUCUGGAUCAUUAUUUAAUUAGAUUAUUUAUUUAGAAAUCAUUUGUUAGGUAACAUUGGUGUAAUAAUGCUUCAAAAUGAUAGGUAAUUGACCUGAACAUUUUUACAUCAACCAUGUUAGCACAUCACUCUCCUUCAAACAAACAUUUCUCAGAAAUACACCAAAAACUUGAAUUCUUGUACAAACCCUCUUUAUGUGUUAUGAUGUUAAGUUUCAGUUGGACUAACAUUUGGGCUUAAGGCAAUGGUACAUUCGUAACUACUCGCCUCUUUCCGUGACCUACAAGAAGACUCGUACCCCUAUCGUACGCCAUUAUUGCCAAGAAUCGUGGCUAACCAAUCAAAUAGACGUGGUAAAACACAUUUCAUAACAUGAAAAUGGCGGCACUGUUGAACUUUGAAACUUCGCUAAACUAUGCAAAGCACAAUUUAAACAUAAACUUUGAGCUAAAGGAUGAGAAACUUUAAACACUGAAACAUAUUUACGAAGG
This is a messenger RNA of Haliotis rubra (blacklip abalone), 1347 nucleotides long. Its product is annotated as GTP-binding protein Rit1-like. The transcript has 5 exons. Gene Ontology annotation, molecular function: GDP binding; GTP binding; calmodulin binding. The record is from RefSeq and is a predicted model, not a curated record. Gene Ontology annotation, cellular component: plasma membrane. Gene Ontology annotation, biological process: Ras protein signal transduction. The coding region runs from base 152 to 805 and encodes 217 amino acids. NCBI's taxonomy places the organism in Eukaryota, Metazoa, Mollusca, Gastropoda, Lepetellida, Haliotidae.